AUGAAUAUCCCACCAGCAUUCCCGAUGCCUCAAGCGUCGAACUACCAGAGCGAUCCGGAUAAGAUGAGUUCUGCAAUCUCUUACCUGGAGGUCAAAGUAAUGGACGCUAAAAAGACAAUAGAAGAACUGCUGUAUAUGCUCGACAUGCAGGAGAAAGUUCCAUGCCUGGUUCACACCCACCCAGGAUUUGACCGUCCAACAGUACUCUUACAGUGCAGUAUGUUUCCUGAAGAUCUCCUUCAUUGUGCAAUGUCUGAUUGUACUGAGGCUCCGACACAACAGAAGAAACCGAACUGA
Molecule: messenger RNA, 297 nt
Organism: Cooperia oncophora
Lineage: Eukaryota; Metazoa; Nematoda; Chromadorea; Rhabditida; Trichostrongylidae
Source: the annotation of a GenBank genome assembly